AUGUCAGAGAACCCAUCGGUUUUGCCACAGCACCACCGUAUCCCUUUGUCUAGAACGUCCGCGACUGCCAUAAAGACAGAGGGCUCGCCAUCUAAUAGUGGCUCUAGCUCGUCUUCUUCCCCUAUUACUGCUUCACCACAAGCUAAUUUUUUACCACCACAAACUACAACCACCACAACAAACGCAACAACUAAUACAUCAACUAAUACAACAACUAAUACAAAUACACACCACCGUUCAUCAUCACAACAACAACAACAACCACAACAAGAAGAGGUUGAACUGACUACUCACAAUAAACACACCACUCAACCAGGGCAGGAACAAACUUUACUGAGCACAACUUCUGAAUCAGCCUCUCGCCCUUUACAGCCACCUCGCAAACAUUCACAACAGCAACAACAGCAACAACAACAACAACAACAAUCACACAUGCUUCAACAACCUCAACAACCGCAGCAACCACAACAGCAACAGCAUCAACACCAGCACUCUCCACCAACUACAUAUACCACUACUCAUCUGAUUUCACAACAGUCACGUCCAAUCAAUAAUAACCAACAACAACAUCAACAACAACAACAACCUCAACCUCAACAACAACAACAACAACCUCAAGUUGCCAGGAAACUGUCCUUUGGAUUACAUUUUCUAAGUAACUUUAGUAUGCGCUCGCAAUCCGAUUCAUCCAAUUCUACUACGAGACAACAAGCACAGCAACAGCAACAACAACAACAACAACAACAACAGUCGAGGCUGAGAGCUUCUCUGCUGCUGAAUGUUCACACCGCCAGAAACACACAAACCACUCUGAAUGGUUUAAACGGUCAGCAUUCCCAGCUGCCUGCCCAGAUUACACAAUCUCAUCAACUGUACAUGCAGUCGUUAAACCAGCCACUAAUGUCGAAUAGUCCUACGCUUGGAAAUAUCAGCUCUUAUGCUGGUGGUACUGAGGAAGAGAAUCCACAAGGAGGUGUUUCAAGACCGAUAUUUGGAAACAGACUGAGGAGCGGUGGUGGUGGUGGUGGUUAUGGUGGUGGUUAUAGUGGUGGUCAUAUACAAGAGGAGGCUGAUACUACACUAGAGGCGAUGCCAGCACAAUUUGUCCCACCAGGGCCUAGUUCGUCUAAUGAAAGAAGUACAGAAGCCGUGCCACCAGUUGGUGGUGGAGUUAGUGAAUCUACACCGACGAAUGAGCAUGCAACUACAACUGUUGAUGUGGAGGAAAGUAGGGUUGGUACAUCGUCUGCAAAUGCUUUGGCAAAUGCUUCGGCGAAAGCACCGGCAAAUGCAACAACGGGAGGAGAGGAAAUCAAGAAUGGGAUGGACAAGGAUGGUCGUUUUUCUGUUCGGUUAACUCCGUUGAUUGACCAUUCUUCUUCUUCAGCAGGGUUGUACUUUUCCCCUGUUAUACGUAAGAUUAAGCCCAAGAAUGCAUUGAAUAUAGGGCGGUACACAGAAAAGAAUAAGGCUGCUGCACAUGCAGCACAAGGGUCAUCUGCGCCUAUUGUUUUCAAGUCGAAGGUUGUUUCCAGAACCCAUGCUUCUUUGGAAUGUAAUGAUGAAGGGCAGUGGUUUUUGAAGGAUUGCAAGAGUUCGCUGGGUACUUUUUUAAAUCAUAUUAGGUUGUCUCCAGCGUCGCAGGAGUCGACGUUGAUGCCGGUUAUUGAUGGCGAUAUCAUUCAGUUGGGUAUGAAUUAUCGAGGGGGUACUGAAGAGGUUUAUAGGUGUGUUAAGAUGAGGUGUGAGUUUAACAAGAGUUGGCAACGUAAAGUCAAUCAGUUUAAUUUGGAGAUACACAGAAAGUUUAAGAAUUUGCAUUUGAAUGGAGAUGGUGCUGGUGAGUCUAGUGAUUUGAGUAAUGGCCAAGGUGGUGCUUUUGUUGAUGCUAAUGGUGAUAUAAAUAAUAGCCAUGUCAACAACAACAAUAGUAACAACAAUAAUAGUGAGUGUGCUAUUUGUUUGAUGAAGGUGGAGCCGUGUCAGGCGUUGUUUAUUAGUCCUUGUUCGCAUUCGUGGCAUUACAAGUGUAUUAGGCCCAUUAUCAUCAAGAGUUAUCCGCAGUUUUAUUGUCCCAAUUGUCGAACAAUGUGUGAUUUAGAGACUGACUUGGAUGAUGAUGAUGACGAUGAUUGA
Molecule: messenger RNA, 2136 nt
Organism: Lodderomyces elongisporus
Lineage: Eukaryota; Fungi; Ascomycota; Pichiomycetes; Serinales; Debaryomycetaceae
Product: ubiquitin-conjugating protein
Exons: 1
Coding region: 1-2136 (711 amino acids)
Biological process (GO): ubiquitin-dependent protein catabolic process; protein K48-linked ubiquitination
Cellular component (GO): cytosol; cell division site; ubiquitin ligase complex
Molecular function (GO): protein binding; ubiquitin protein ligase activity
Source: RefSeq, a predicted model, not a curated record